AUGGCUCAUGGACUGCAGAUAAGAGAUGAAGAAAGUGGCUAUAAUAAAAAUCUAUUUUGCAUUCCUAAGCAUUAUGAAGAAGAUUUAGAAAGAGUCUUCAUUCCUCAUGGACUCAUCCUGGACAGGACAGAACGUUUGGCUAGAGAUAUCAUGCAAGAUAUGGGAAGCCAUCACAUUGUUGCACUCUGUGUCCUUAAAGGAGGCUAUAAAUUCUUUGCUGAUUUGCUGGACCAUAUAAAAGCACUAAAUCAAAAUGGUGACAAAUCUGUGCCUAUUACUGUGGAUUUUGUUAGAAUAAAAAACUACUGUAAUGAUUCACCUACAGAAAAAAUCAGUAUUGUUGGAGAAGAACUGUCUACGCUAAAUGGGAAGAGGAUAAUUUAUUUUUUUCUCUUUCAGGACAUUAUUGAGACUGGAAGAACAAUGAAAGCGCUACUUUCAAAACUAAAAGACAACAAACCAAAGAUGGUAAAAGUUGUAAGCCUGCUCAUUAAAAGGACACAUCGAAGUCCAGGUUACAGACCAGACUAUAUAGGCUUUGAAAUUCCAGAUAAAUUUGUGGUUGGAUAUGCUCUUGACUAUAAUGAAUACUUCAGAGAUCUAAACCACAUCUGCAUUCUGAAAGAGAAAGCGAAAGAGAAAUAUAGGAUCUGA
Messenger RNA from Aptenodytes forsteri (emperor penguin), 654 nucleotides. RefSeq names its product hypoxanthine-guanine phosphoribosyltransferase. The record is from RefSeq and is a predicted model, not a curated record. Lineage: Eukaryota; Metazoa; Chordata; Aves; Sphenisciformes; Spheniscidae. The coding region runs from base 1 to 654 and encodes 217 amino acids. Gene Ontology annotation, biological process: hypoxanthine metabolic process; purine ribonucleoside salvage; IMP salvage. The transcript is spliced from 8 exons. Gene Ontology annotation, molecular function: magnesium ion binding; hypoxanthine phosphoribosyltransferase activity.